Rhizopus microsporus ATCC 52813 is the source of this 878-nucleotide messenger RNA. RefSeq lists its product as uncharacterized. The transcript is spliced from 4 exons. Gene Ontology annotation, biological process: regulation of DNA-templated transcription. The coding region runs from base 18 to 734 and encodes 238 amino acids. The record is from RefSeq and is a predicted model, not a curated record. Lineage: Eukaryota; Fungi; Mucoromycota; Mucoromycetes; Mucorales; Rhizopodaceae.
CUUUUUCAUUAUACAAAAUGACAAAAACUACAAAAGAACCACCAUUGACAGCUGCCUUUCUCGGCGAAUACUCUGAUACUGUGGAAGAUUUACCUCUUGAAUUACGACGAAAUUAUACCCUCAUACGACAACUAGAUGAUAAUGCAGAAGAGCUGAUGUGUCAAGUAGAAAAAGAAACAAUGCUGAUAACAGCAUCAGGGAAAGAUUUAUCACCAAAAGAAAGAAAGAAAAAAUUAGAGCAUAUUAGCAAUCUAUUAAAGGAAGUGAUUAAUAAAGGAGAAGAAAAAUAUGCACUGGCUAAAUCAACCUAUGAUUCUGUUGAUCGACACUGUACAAAACUAGAUAAUGAUUUAGAGAGAAUAGAGGCCGAACAGCAGUUACUGGAACCAACACAUAGAAUGUAUGAACAUGCUCAAUAUGAAUCAAUAAAACCUUCUCAAGGUGAAUCAAGGAGAGGCAGAAAGAAAAAAACAAGCGAAGAAGGCUAUUCUUCUGAUGAUUUACAAAAGGAAAUCUCCUUCAGUAACAUGCCUAUUGAUCCAAAUGAACCACGUUAUUGUUAUUGUCAACGAGUCUCUUUUGGUGAAAUGGUUGCUUGUGAUAACCCAGGCUGUGAGAUCGAAUGGUUUCAUUAUGAAUGUGUUGGGUUAGAUUCGCGGCCAAAAGGAGCAUGGUUCUGUAAACAUUGCGCAGUUAAACAUAAUGCAACAAACAAAAAGAAACAGAAACACUAAUCCACUCUGGCCUUCUUCUUUUUAUCCUCUUCUUCAUUACUCUUUUCUGCUAAACGCUUCUUGUUUCUACUACAAUGUUAAUAAAACAAAUCUUUAAUGAAUGCAUAUAUGUAUAACUUACAGGGUUGUAUCUGGAUAGGUCAC